AUGUCUUCCUCGGAGAUUGACUUCAAAAAAUUUCAAAUUCCGCUAGAGGAGAUAAAAAAGGCCACCAACAACUUCCAUUCAGAUAUAAUUGGAGAAGGUGGAUUUGGAGUCGUCUACAAAGGACAACUCUCUGAAGGGUGGCAAAACAUUACAGCUGCCAUCAAACGCCAUAAUCAAAAUGGUCACCAAGGAAAGAAGGAGUUCGAUAACGAGCUUGACUUGAUCUCAAGGUUCCACCAUGAAAAUAUCAUUCCUUUCAUUGGUUAUUGUGAUGAAGGAAAUGAGAUGAUUUUCGUUUUCAAGUAUGCCGUCAAUAGAAGCCUUGAAUAUCACCUUGAAGAGCGCAGCAGGAGUCGUUGUAUUACAUGGGAGCAACGAAUCAAGAUUUGCUUAGGGGCUGCAAGAGGACUCAAUUAUCUUCACUCGGGUCUUGGGGAGCACUUUAGAGUGAUACAUAGAGACGUAAAGAGUGGAAACAUAUUGUUAGAUGAAAAUAUGGAAGCACAAGUUUGUGAUUUUGGUUUGUCAAAGCCAGGUUCCAAAGGUCAACAACAUAGUGAAAUCCAUACAAAUGUUGCGGGGACCGACAUUUACAUGGAUCCUAAUUACCGUGAAAGGAGCACCCUUACGAAAGAAUCUGAUGUAUACUCUCUUGGCGUGGUAAUGUUUGAAAUGUUGAGUGGGAUGCUAGCAUAUUGGCGAAAGAACAUUGGAGAGGCUAAGGCAAGAUCUCUGUUAAAUCUUGUCCGACGCUAUUAUGAGAAUAAUGAAGUGGAGAAGUUAAUUGAUCCCCAUAUUAGAGAUCAAAUACCUGAGAUUCAGUAUCUUGAUCCUCAGAUAGAAGAUAAUGUUGAAAUUAGUCCGUUUUACACAUUCAUCAACAUUGCAUAUAAGUGUAUUAGCUUGGAUCUAAACGAACGCCCUAGUAUGAAGGAGAUUAUCAGCAGGUUUGAGACAGCAUUGCAUAAUCAUGAGAAGAAUCCUCCCCUUAUAAAGUGUGUUAUGGGUGACAUGCGAUCCAUCAGUGAUGGCAAACCGGUUGUAGCAUUUACCAUAUACAACCAUCUAGUCCAUUUAAACUCUUUUGUCGACGAAAUUGGUAACGUGUUUGAUCGGCUUGUUCAGAUUCUCAAUGUAGCAGUCAAGAAGAAACAUACUACAGAGUCUAUGGUAUAUUUGCUAGCAAAUUUAUUGGUACUGGACUUCUUAACCAAACUAGGGACAGAAUUCGAAUGUCAAGAAAGAAGGUAA
Erigeron canadensis is the source of this 1251-nucleotide messenger RNA. Its product is annotated as probable receptor-like protein kinase At5g59700. NCBI's taxonomy places the organism in Eukaryota, Viridiplantae, Streptophyta, Magnoliopsida, Asterales, Asteraceae. Gene Ontology annotation, biological process: protein autophosphorylation. Gene Ontology annotation, molecular function: ATP binding; transmembrane receptor protein tyrosine kinase activity. Gene Ontology annotation, cellular component: plasmodesma; plasma membrane. The coding region runs from base 1 to 1251 and encodes 416 amino acids. The transcript has 3 exons. The record is from RefSeq and is a predicted model, not a curated record.